This is a messenger RNA of Camelina sativa (false flax), 840 nucleotides long. The record is from RefSeq and is a predicted model, not a curated record. NCBI's taxonomy places the organism in Eukaryota, Viridiplantae, Streptophyta, Magnoliopsida, Brassicales, Brassicaceae.
GUGAGAGAGAAUUCCGCCCUCAUGUCUAUUCUUGAUCGACGACCUAUAGAGUCUGCUAUCCCAACUCUAGCUAGGCCAAUAAUGUCUCUGGACGCAACAGAGGAUGCUAUUGUGGGAACUCUAAAGCAGAGUCUGAGGCAACUGGAAAAUCUUGGUGCUCAGCGGGCAGGUCUUGAAGACAUGCUCAAAGAGAUGAAAAGAAAAGAUGACAUACUGCCAAAGCUGAUGACAAUUACAGGCUCCUAUGAAGAUAUGUUCAGGAAAGAGAUAUCAAAGUAUGAUCACAUUUGUGAAGAUAUUUCCCAAAACAUUGAAGUUCAAGAACAAUUAUUGAUGCAAAUUCAGGCUCAAAAUGAAGAGUUCUCAACUCUUUUCAAUCUUGAAGAUUAUAAAGCAUCCAAGGAUAAGUGCUACAAGCAGAUCCAAGCUGCUAUAAUGAAAUAUCGAGAGAUCAAGGAGAACAUCAAUGAAGGCCUGAAGUUCUAUGUCACUCUCCAAGAUGCAAUCACGAAUGUGAAGCAGCAGUGCAGUGAUUUUGUGAUGACAAGGAGUAUCCAGUGCCGAGAAAUGAUUGAUGAUGUGCAACGGCAGAUGUCUGGUCUGAGUUUUCAAGAUCGUAGAAGCUCCGGCCCAUACCCAUCUGUGCACCAACCAACGGCUUCAAGUCCGCCUCCUCCACCAGAAACUCAGAAUCCAUCUCAUCCUCACCCACAUGCACCAUACUAUAGACCACCUGAGCAAAUGUCAAGGCCUGGCUACACCAUCCCACCCUACGGUCCACCUCCGCCUUACCAUACUCCUCAUGUGACUCAAAUUCUUUAUUCAAAAGUAGAGAGAUGA